Molecule: messenger RNA, 1554 nt
Organism: Chenopodium quinoa (quinoa)
Lineage: Eukaryota; Viridiplantae; Streptophyta; Magnoliopsida; Caryophyllales; Amaranthaceae
Product: probable serine/threonine-protein kinase irlA
Exons: 1
Coding region: 179-1384 (401 amino acids)
Source: RefSeq, a predicted model, not a curated record
UAGUGGCCGGCACAUUUGCCUCUGAUUAUUUUCGUCAUUCUUCUACAAAAAGAAUGUUACACUGAAAUUUUCUUCCAAUAUUCUAUCACCCCUAUAAAAGUUUGUUCUAUUCUAACUUUUCUUAAUUUUUAUAGGAAGUCUUUGUAUAUUUCUUAAGUUUCUUGUAGAAAUUAAAAACAUGUCAUCAAACCAAUGUUUUGAAAAUCGGAAUUGCGAAGAUCAUGAUUGUAAUGAAGAGGAAAGAGAAUCGGAAGAAGCGUUAUCGCUGUCUGAUCUUCCAAUCUGUUGUAGUACUGGGAAUCAAGAUGAUUCUGGUGGAGUAAAAGAUGAGGAGAACAAGAAUGAAGAGGAUGAUUUGGAAUUUGAUUUCGAUUUCGGUACCGGUUCUGUAGUCGGGUCAAGUACAGCACUAGAAGGCGAAAUGUGUGCAGCUGAUGAGGUGUUCUCGGGUGGCCUGAUGCUGCCUUACCGCAACUCGAUCAGUUCGAUGUCCGGGUUGCGGAGCGUGUCGAGGUCCGAGUCUAUGGACCGUAGAACAUUUGGGUCAAGGUGCAGUAGUAGUAGAAGUAGUAGUAUUAGAAGUCAUUACUCUGCUACUAGUAGUAGUGGUAGUAGUAGUUGUUCUAAUAACACGGCAAUCAGUGCCAAAACUGUUCCUUUGGUAUCAAAAUCGUCUAAUAAGGUUGUUCAAAAUCAAUUCCACUCGUACCCGAGCCCAAAACCUCAAAUUUUAGGCACGGGUCCGCGUUUUUCAGCCUACACGGCCUCACCCGUAGGAAAAAAAUCGAAAAUGUGGGACGUCUUAAAGCUUGGACUAGUUCGUACCCCGGAGAUUGAGCUACAAGAUCUCAAGCUACGUCACCACCGUACAAACAAUUUUGGUAAGACAUUCACAAUUCCUCGUAAUAACAGUACGGGUAGCAGUAGCAGUAACAGUAGCAAUAAAGCCGGCAACAAUAACAACGAUCGUCCUCGUAAAUCCUGCGAAUUCGUGUCGGAGAUGCAGAGGAGGAAGAAUCAAUUACAUGAAAUCAAUAACGGUGGAUUUUUUAAGAGUUGCAAAUGCACAAUUGGGGUAAUAGAACCAAUUCCCACCACACCAAAGUAUAAUACCGUUGUUAAGAGUGGUUAUUUUGGAAGUAACAAGUUUGGAAAAGGCCAAGUUUUAAAUGAAGACAAGAAUUCAGAACAAAAGAAACAUCAGCUGCUACAACAACAGCAACAGCAACGUCAACAACAGCAGCAACAACAGAGAAGAAACAACCAAAUCCGACAAGGAAAGAAAGUCAUGUCACAUCAUCAUCAUCAUCAUGAACAUCGUACAUUUGAAUGGCUAAAGAAUCUUUCCCAUGCAAGCAUCCUUAAUAAUAAUAAUAAUUCUUAAAUUUUAGGAAAACUCUAAUUCAAGAAAUUUAGAUUCUUCCACGAGGUUUAUUUACGCAUGCUAUUUUUUAAAAAAUUUAAUUCUUUUACCAUGUUUUUAUAUUUUAUUUUGUAACCAGGAGAUCGAUGUACAAUGGAGUUUAACUUUUUUAAUAACAGUAAUUUCUUUUA